AUGAAUCGUUGGUCGAAUCGCGUUGCUGUGGUGACAGGUGCCAGCUCUGGCAUUGGUGCGGCAUGUUGCAAGGAUCUGGUGGCCAAGGGCAUGGUUGUUGUCGGCUUGGCACGUCGCGAGAACCGGCUGGAGGAGAUCAAGGCUGCACUGCCGGCGGAUCAGGCAGCGCGCUUCCAUUACCACAAAUGCGAUGUCAGCGAUGAGAAGCAGGUGAUCGAGACUUUUGCCUGGAUUGAAAAGACGCUUGGGGGUGCCGAUGUGCUGGUUAACAAUGCGGGCAUUUCGCGUCACACGACUCUCACCGGUGAGGGGAACAGCGCGGAUCUGCGCGCCGUUCUGGACACCAAUGUCCUUGGCGUCUCGUGGUGCACGCGCGAGGCUUUCAAUUCCAUGCAACGCCGCAAGAUUGACGAUGGCCACAUUGUCAUCAUCAACAGCAUUGCCGGUCACCGCGUCCCAAUUCUGCCUGGCAUGAGCUUUAACAUGUAUGCGCCCUCCAAGCAUGCGAUCACCGCCCUCACCGAGGUACUGCGUCAGGAGUUCCUUGCCAAGGGCACCAAAACAAAGAUUACGAGCAUUAGUCCCGGUGCCGUUGAUACCGAAAUUAUUGAUAAGAAUGCUUUUACCAAACUGGGCGAUUUUCCCUUGCUCCUUGCCGAGGAUGUUGCCGAUGCCGUUAGCUACUGCAUCCAGACACCGCCAAAUGUUCAAAUUCACGAGCUGACAAUCAAACCCGUGGGUGAAAAAUUCUAAAAUCCUUGCGGGAAACAUUUUACGAGCUAAGAAGAACCUACACAUUGGAACAUUGUUUUAAGGUUUAAAUUAUUCACAAAAGCUAUAUUUAUUUGUUUACUAUUAAUUCUUCAAUUUUUCCAAAUAAAACACUAUGUUAAAAAAUAACUAACACCCA
Messenger RNA from Drosophila innubila, 910 nucleotides. Its product is annotated as farnesol dehydrogenase. Bases 1 to 753 code for a protein of 250 amino acids. The record is from RefSeq and is a predicted model, not a curated record. The transcript is spliced from 2 exons. NCBI's taxonomy places the organism in Eukaryota, Metazoa, Arthropoda, Insecta, Diptera, Drosophilidae.